Schistocerca americana (American grasshopper) is the source of this 745-nucleotide messenger RNA. Its product is annotated as arylalkylamine N-acetyltransferase 1-like. Lineage: Eukaryota; Metazoa; Arthropoda; Insecta; Orthoptera; Acrididae. Bases 1 to 675 code for a protein of 224 amino acids. The transcript has 4 exons. The record is from RefSeq and is a predicted model, not a curated record. Gene Ontology annotation, molecular function: N-acetyltransferase activity.
AUGUCCUCGCCGGGCUUUGCCAUCCGGACGCUGACAGAGGGAGACGGCCCGCAGCUGGUGCCCUUCCUGAGGCGCUUCUUCCUGCGGGACGAGCCGCUGAACGCCGCGGUGGGCAUCAUGGCCGACGGGCAGGACUCCUCCCCAGAGCAGGAGGGCUUCUGUCUGGGAGCGCUGCCCGAAGGACUGUCGCUGCAGGCAGUGGACACGGAGAGCGGGAAUUUGUUGGGAGUCAGCCUCAGUCGUCUGCACCAGCCGGGGCUCGAAGUGGAGGCCGUGAGGAGCGCUGAAGCGUGUCCGGACCCUGCCUUCCGCAAGAUUCUCAGGCUCAUCGCGUUUGUCGACCUCCAGGUCUCGGAGAAGCUGCGCAGCCUGUUCCCCGGGGCGGACCUACGGCAGGUUGAGGUCCAGGUCGUAUCUGUGGAUACAGCGACCAGGGGCCGAGGAGUCGCCAAGGCUCUCAUAGACCACACGAGGAAGCUGGCCAAGGACAGAGGAAUCCCGCUGGUGCGGAUCGACUGCUCCAGCGUGUUCUCCGCCAGGGCGGUGGAGAGGCUGGGCUUCCAGAAGGUUGUCUCCCUCAAGUACGACUCUUACAGACCGGACGGGGAGGUCGUCUUCACGCCGUCUGAACAAGCUGGCGACGAGUACCGCACGUACAUCCAGAGAGUCAUCUGACCCGGUUCUGUACGGUGCAAAUAGUGGCAGAAAUGGAUGAGAAACUGACGAACUGCAAACUGACCCAGAG